Messenger RNA from Pygocentrus nattereri (red-bellied piranha), 1080 nucleotides. RefSeq names its product retinal cone rhodopsin-sensitive cGMP 3',5'-cyclic phosphodiesterase subunit gamma. The transcript is spliced from 4 exons. NCBI's taxonomy places the organism in Eukaryota, Metazoa, Chordata, Actinopteri, Characiformes, Serrasalmidae. Bases 103 to 366 code for a protein of 87 amino acids. Gene Ontology annotation, cellular component: photoreceptor outer segment membrane. Gene Ontology annotation, molecular function: cGMP binding; 3',5'-cyclic-nucleotide phosphodiesterase activity. Gene Ontology annotation, biological process: positive regulation of epidermal growth factor receptor signaling pathway; positive regulation of G protein-coupled receptor signaling pathway; visual perception. The record is from RefSeq and is a predicted model, not a curated record.
CAUCGCUCCACGCACACAUACAUAUACAUUGCUGCUCUCCACAAACACGCUGAGACCUCUCAGAGGAAAGCCUCGGACAGGUGAAGGCAGGUGCAGUCCGAGAUGAACUCGGCUCCUCCCGCAGGCAGUGCCCUGGCGGCUCCAGCAAGCGGAGCUGGACCGACCACACCCAAAAAGGGCCCACCCAAAUUCAAGCAGAGGCAGACCCGCACAUUCAAAAGCAAAGCCCCUAAACCUGGCCAGAAAGGGUUUGGUGAUGACAUCCCUGGAAUGGAGGGCCUUGGCACAGACUUCACGGUUGUGUGCCCCUGGGAGGCCUUUGGGGACAUGGAGCUUAGCGACCUGGCAAAAUACGGCAUCAUUUAAAACUCUGCCUCCUAUUCCUCCCCGCCUUCAACUCUGCCCUAUCCUCUCAGAGUCCACCCACUCAGCCCUCCACCUGUCGCGCGGUUAUGCCACGCUGCGUGUGCCACAGCAUGGCCUGAUAUAAGGGACUGACAUAACUGCACACAUAUAAUACAUAUUUUUAUGAUUGUUAUUAUUAUUAUUAUAUAAUAUUUUAUACUGACUUCUAUCCGUUGCGAUAAGAUGACCCCUUAAUUUCCUCGUCCCCCACCACCACCAUCACCACUAUUUUUCCUACCUCGACUCCGCUCAUUACAGUAACAGUGCUAACUGGUAAUCAGCAUCGCCCCCUGGGGUGACUCUGCCACUAAAUAUGCUGUUUUUGAUGUGGUGUUUUAGCCUAAAUGAUGUAGCAUAAAUAUUAAAUGUUAAUGAGAACAUUCUGUCCUGCCGGUCUCCUCUGCACUCUAAAGUUUGUGUUAGUGGUGUUUUGGGCUUCUGCAGUAACUUAUCAGUGACCAUAAAUAUGGUGAUUUUGGUCCACAUUAUAAUGCAGUAAAAAUUAAUUCAUUACAUUCAUUUAUUAGAACCCUUCCCCACCCCAGAUCACCCUCUUCACUCCUUCUUUCCUCUGGUCUCAAAAAAGCCUGUCCUAAAAACACAUUUAAUUUAUUAAAUGGAAAUGUUCGUUUGUUUGUCGUCUAGAAUUCAGUAAACUGUAUAUUUUCAAUAAAA